Molecule: messenger RNA, 900 nt
Organism: Aspergillus chevalieri
Lineage: Eukaryota; Fungi; Ascomycota; Eurotiomycetes; Eurotiales; Aspergillaceae
Product: acetate uptake transporter family protein
Exons: 3
Coding region: 1-900 (299 amino acids)
Cellular component (GO): plasma membrane
Molecular function (GO): acetate transmembrane transporter activity
Source: RefSeq, a predicted model, not a curated record
AUGUCCGCCGAAAACCAAUUCGAAAAGGACGUUGGCCCUGCUGCCAACAACGACACCAUCAACCAGAACGGCGACGGUAGCGGUGCUCCCGCGGCUCCCAUUCUGUCUGCCGAGGAGCAUGAGGUUGCCCGUGCUGCUGCCCGUUUCGGCUACGGUCCUCUGUCGCACGUCAACACUGCUGAGGCCCGUCUGCCCCCGUUCGGUGGUGAAUUCCAACCCGGUCUGUACAAGCCGGUUGAGGGUCGCAAGUUCGCCAACCCAGCUCCUCUGGGCCUGUCGGCUUUCGCCUUGACCACUUUCGUGCUUUCGGCUAUCAACAUGGGUGCUCGUAACAUUACUGAGCCCAACAUUGUCGUUGGUCUGGCUUUCGGUUAUGGUGGUCUUGUCCAGUUGCUUGCUGGCAUGUGGGAAAUGGCUAUCGGUAACACCUUCGGUGCGACCGCGCUCUCGUCUUACGGUGGUUUCUGGCUCUCGUUCGCCAUUGUCUUGACUCCUGGUGGUUUCGAGAUCAUGAGCUCGUUGGAGGAAGCUGGUGGCGCUACCAUGUGGAACAACUCAUUCGGUCUGUACUUGAUGGGCUGGUUUAUCUUCACCACCAUCCUGCUCUUCUGCACCCUCCGCUCCACUGUCGCCUUCUUCCUGCUGUUCUUCUUCCUUGACCUUACCUUCCUCCUGCUCGGUAUCGGUUACAUCCAGCGUGACUCCCAGAACCAGCCCAACAAGCCCGUGCUCAUGGCAGGUGGUUUCUUCGGUCUCCUCGCCGCCUUCGCCGCCUGGUACAACGCCCUUGCCGGUCUGGCCGACAACAGCAACAGCUUCUUCAUCAUCCCUGUUGCUCACUUCCCUUGGUCGCCCACCGGUCGCACCCGCCGUGGCAAGACCGACCGUGAGCAGGCUUAA